GUCUUGGUUGUGAUUGAAGGAGACAGCUCAUUUUUGGAAGUCUCAGGGUCUGGUUAAGGUGGGAACUCUUGUAUCCAGGAGCAAUCUCCUCCAGUGAGCUGGCUGGAAACUGGGACUUCUAGACUUGAGAUCUCUCUGCCUCUUGCAAGGCAGCUCUGUAGGUGCAGGUCCCAGGCUUGCUCCCUGUCCAGGAAAAGAAGGAAACAACAUCUGUGCAGUUAUAAUCAUCCCCGCCCAACAGCCUGCAGAGGACCCAGGCCUGGCCCAAGCAGGGAGCCUGGAGCCUGAGGGAAUGGCCCCUGAGAACCGCAGACCCUCACCCCAAGAGUUGGUGACCUUCAAGGAUGUGGCUGUGGACUUCAGCCCAGAGGAGUGGGGCCUGUUGGACCCGGAUCAGAAAGAGCUGCACAAGGAGGUCAUGCUAGAGAAUGCCGAAAACUUGCUCUCCCUGGGUAAGGAGCACUACCUUUGGAAUCUGGAACUGCCAUCAAAAGGAGUGUCACCAUCGCCUCCCUGGGGUGCAGAGUUUCAGGCUUUUAUCACUUCUCAGAAAGGCCCAAGGGCUGCCUCCUGUCCCUGAGACACAAAGCCCUCCUGCUGCCUGGUUCUUUUAUGACUGGUCUUUACAUUGUAGGAUGGGAAUCUGGUAGUUUUGUCUGCAAACCUUCUGAAAAGCAAUCCUGCCCCUUGUCAUUGAACAUGGGAUAGGAGAAGGAACCCCCUUCCUCUUGGCGGGAACCAUCUUGUCUUUGCAAUGCUCUUUUUGGUAA
This is a messenger RNA of Sarcophilus harrisii (Tasmanian devil), 770 nucleotides long. Its product is annotated as putative KRAB domain-containing protein ZNF788. Gene Ontology annotation, biological process: regulation of DNA-templated transcription. NCBI's taxonomy places the organism in Eukaryota, Metazoa, Chordata, Mammalia, Dasyuromorphia, Dasyuridae. The record is from RefSeq and is a predicted model, not a curated record. Bases 293 to 580 code for a protein of 95 amino acids. The transcript has 3 exons.